Molecule: messenger RNA, 996 nt
Organism: Rotaria sp. Silwood1
Lineage: Eukaryota; Metazoa; Rotifera; Eurotatoria; Philodinida; Philodinidae
Source: the annotation of a GenBank genome assembly
AUGUUAGAUUUCCCAACAAUAUCGCUUGUUCAACGUUCAAUAUCUAUUGGAAUUAAUGCUCGUCGUUAUAUUCAAUCAUCGUUAAGUGAUGAAAAACAUACCAUUGGUGAAACAAAACCUGUUUCAUUAGAUAAUCUUUCACCUGUUGUUCGUCAAAUUCUUUCUAAAGAUGCAUCAUAUGCUGUUCGAUUUGGUGGUCAAGCUGAAAAUAUAUUUUCACAAAUACCAAAAGAUGAUAUUAUAUUAUCAACAAACGACGAUGAAGAUGAUUUACCACAUCCUCCAAUUGUUGCUUUUCCAUCAAUAGAAAAUCAUUUUGAAAUUGGUUUAGGAACAGAAGAUAAAACAAUACUUCCUCAUGAAAGAGCUCGAUGUUUUGGUUGUGGAGUAUUACUUCAAUGUGCUGAUAAAAAUAAACCAGGUUUUAUAUCAGUUGAAAUAUAUAAACAUUAUCUUUCAACAAAUUUACAAAAACGAACAAUUAAUGAACAAAUUUAUAAUGAUAUUUUAAAAGAAAUAAAACGAAAACGUGCUUUAGUCAUUUUAAUUCUUGAUCUUCUUGAUAUACCAAAUUCAAUUAGUCGAUCAUGGUCACAUCUUAUUGAUGAAUCAACUGAAAAUCUUCAUACUUCACCAAAUAUUAUAUUUAUUCUUGGCAAUAAAGUCGAUCAUUUUACCAAAGGUUUUAUUUUAGACAGUGAAAAUUAUUUAUCUGAUGUUCGUAAAUGUCUUGAAAAUGAAUGUACAAAACGUGGUUUAGGAAAACAUAUAGUUAAAUAUUAUGGUUUAAUUAGUGCUCGAACUAGAUAUGGAAUUGAAGAACUUAUAGAAGAAAAUAUUUCGUUAUUGGCCACAACAUGUGUUUAUCUACUCGAGGGUACAAAUACUGAAAAAAGUAAUUUAUUUAAUAAUCUUAUUGAUUCUGAUCUUUGUCAUAUUCGUGCACUUGAUUGUAUUCAACGUGCAACUCUAUCAAAUCUUCCUGUACAACAAUGA